Molecule: messenger RNA, 999 nt
Organism: Perca flavescens (yellow perch)
Lineage: Eukaryota; Metazoa; Chordata; Actinopteri; Perciformes; Percidae
Exons: 3
Coding region: 1-999 (332 amino acids)
Source: RefSeq, a predicted model, not a curated record
AUGUGUCUAGUCAGUGUGAUCUUCGCCCUGUCAUUCUUGACAACUUCAGCAUAUCCACUUCAUCGUAACACCAGGGAGGCAACCUGGAAUGAUUCAAUUGCCAACCAGGCUCAUGACAAGACAGAACUCACAAAAGAUGUGGAUCAGAUCUACAAGAGCCACAUAGACAGCAGCAGCCUUUACGACCCAGAUAACCACAGCAAAAACCCUGUUGCAGAGGAGAUGCAAGGCAAACUUAUCAUGGAGUCAGAGCGUCUGCGUAACCGUCUGCGCCAAGAGCUGGCCGAGCUGCGUGAGAGGUUGUCCCCAUCUCCAGCCCACCUCAGCUCCACCCUGGCCAGCAUGAGGGAGCGCUUGGCUCCCUUCACCCAGCAGCUCCAGAACUCUCUCAGCAGCAACACCCAAGAUCUGUGUGGCCAACUGAGCCUCUAUCUGCAGGGCCUGGAGACAGCAGAGGCCCAGGCAGAGGCCAGUCCGGCUCUGUAUCAGGAAGCCUUCCACUGGAUGAGCCAAACCCUGGAGCACAGCAGCUCCGAGGUGGCUAACCUCAUCAGCGAUUUCCAUACUAAAUCCGUAGGGGUAAUCGAACAUCUGAAAGCGAUCAAUGCUAGAGAGCAAGAGGCAGCCAAGUCAGAGCACUGGCAGGAAAUUAGCUCCAGGUUGGGACAGGAAGUGAGUUCUAUGAGAGUGGAGGCACAGAACAGAGUGGGAGCUCUCAAGGCAGAGCUUACUGCUCUUCUAGAAACUGCACGGCCUGGUAAGGCUGAAGUGACAGCCAGUUUGGAGCGGUUCUGCCAAAAUGCAGCCCUGCAGAGCCAAGUGUUUCAGGCCCGGAUGGAGAGGAUGUUUCAGGGGCUGGAAGAGGAGCUGGAGGUCCAGGGAGCCUCCAGCCUGUCUCCUUCUUCCUUCUCCACGUCCACACAGCCAGGUGGCUAUUUGCAGGAGGACUUCUCAGUUAAACUCUCUGCUCUGAUCCAAGACAUUCUGCACUCACUGUAG